Spodoptera litura is the source of this 3024-nucleotide messenger RNA. RefSeq names its product peptidase hillarin (gene Hil). The record is from RefSeq and is a predicted model, not a curated record. NCBI's taxonomy places the organism in Eukaryota, Metazoa, Arthropoda, Insecta, Lepidoptera, Noctuidae.
CGUGCCCCGCGUGAGCCGCGCGCCCGCAACGACACUGUAAAUGACCUACCCGACAGGUGCCCGAAUGAGUGUAAUAUAAAGUGUCAGUGAAGUGUUAAAGUGCAAGUGAUGUUUAGUAUGAGGUGAUAGAACAAUAAAUGAGUAAUAAUGUAUCGACCGAAUUUUUAUGAAAGUACGUGCUUUCGUUGCAACGAGAUUGUGUAUCAGGUGGAUAGGGUCGGUCCGUUGAAGGAUUUCACCUUUUUCCAUAGUGGCUGCUUCAAAUGUGCCGUCUGCGGGACCAAGUUGACUUUGAAGACAUACUACAAUAACCAGCACUGGACAGAAGACAAAGAAGUCUACUGUUCCAGUCAUGUGCCUAAGAUUGGGCCUGGACAUCUGGACAACUCCUCUGUGGGCAUACGCAGUGCACUGAAUGUGCCCAAGAGUAACAAUUAUGUCAACGAACAGAUUCGAGGACACGCCAGAAAUAGCCACGAUAAUGAAUUCCUAUCAGCAGUAUCCCCAACUCGCACCACAAACGGCGGCAGUGCGCAUGCGUCGCCUGCGCGGGAAUUGUCCCGCGACACUCCCGACUACCAAUAUGGCCGGUUUGACGCAAGCGCACUCCACAUUGCACAUGCGCUCAAACAGACAGAACUGCAGAAAGCGUAUCAUAGACCCAGGGAGAAGCCCAUCGAUUGUUACUUGGAUCGUGAUGAACAGACUAAAUUAGAAAUGAAACAUCGACAAGAAGAAGACGACCUGUACAGAAAAUUCUCCAAACAUCGAGAGGAAGAGAACAGAAGAAUACGAGACGAAAUACAGGAUGAAUGGGAGCGUGAACUAGAGAGACUAACGAGCAGAUUCCAACAAGAGAUGCAAGUAAAGAAGAGAAGGCCGGACUCCGAGAUAGGAGCCCUCACGUUACGUCACCAGCAGGAGAGAGCCGACUUAGAGAAGAAUAUGACACUAAGAAGGGACAAGAAGAAAGAGAGCUUGACGCGGAAGAUGUUGGAACAUGAGAGAGCGGCAACAGCGGCUCUAGUAGAGAAACAAAGUCACGAGAUGAUGGAGCUGAUCCAGGAGCGUCGGUCCGAGUAUAUGGCGGCAUCAUCCUUGUUCGUGGACGGUGAAGAGGCACCGCCUUACCCUGCCCGCGCCCCACCGCCUCAACCCCCGCUCGUCUCUAAGUUCCAUAUCUACACAGACCCCGCCGAAUUCGCUGAUGUUGAUAAGAUUGCUAUUUCGGUGGCACAAGAAGACCAAAAAACCUUUACGGAUCUAGUCCGACAGCUAGUAGGUAGAUGCGCAAGUGACGUUGAGAAGGCGAGGACCAUAUUCCGCUGGAUCACUGUCAAGAACCUGAACAACAUUCAAUUUGAUGACAACCUUCGGGGAGACUCACCGCUAGGACUGCUCAGAGGCAUUAAACAUGGCACUGAAAGUUACCACGUUCUGUUUAAAAGAUUGUGCAGCUAUGCAGGUCUCCACUGUGUGGUGAUCAAAGGCUACAGUAAAUCUGCAGGCUACCAGCCAGGAGUGCGCUUCGAAGACAACAGAUUCCGUAAUUCUUGGAACGCAGUAUUCGUGGCUGGAGCGUGGCGUUUCGUUCAGUGCAAUUGGGGAGCCAGGCAUCUGGUCAACGCUAAGGAUGCGCCGAAACCGGGCAAUAGAGGGAAGAGUGAUAGCUUAAGAUAUGAAUACGAUGAUCAUUACUUCUUGACGGACCCUCGGGAGUUCAUCUACGAGUUCUUCCCGCUGCAGCCUGACUGGCAGCUGCUGAAGACGCCCAUCACUCUGCAUGACUUUGAGGAACUGCCCUUCGUCAGAUCGCUGUUCUUCAGAUAUGGAUUGUACUUCAGUGAUCCUAACACGAAGGCUGUCAUGUUUACUGAUUCGACUGGUGCGGCGACUAUGCGUAUAGCCAUGCCAGCACACAUGCAGAGCUCGCUCAUCUUCCACUACAACCUCAAGUUCUACGACACGGAGGGAGACGGCUUCGAUGGCGUCAGUCUCAAGAGAUUCGUCAUGCAGUCGGUGGUGGGCAACGUGGUAUCAUUCCGUGUGCACGCGCCUUGCAGCGGUGCAUUCCUGCUGGACAUAUUCGCGAACGCCGUCACACCCAGGGAAUACCUUACCGGAGAACCCAUGAAGUUCAAGAGCGUUUGCAAAUUCAAGAUUUGCUGUGCGGAGCUACAAACAGUGAUGGUGCCGCUCCCAGACUGCGCGAGCGGCGAGUGGGGACCCACGAAAGCUACCAGACUCUUUGGACUCGUACCUAUAACGCAUCAGGAAGCGUUAGUGUUCGCGGGUCGUGAGCUUGAGAUCCAGUUCCGCAUGUCGCGCCCCCUGGCGGACUUCAUGGCGACUCUGCACAAGAACGGUGUGGACGAGAAGAGGCUCUCCAAGUACGUCCAGCAAAACGUAUCCGAUGACAUCGUCUCCUUCUAUAUCACGUUCCCUGAAGAAGGUCAAUAUGGUCUGGACAUCUACACGCGAGAGCGCGGCGGUCCCACAGCUAUCCACCAAAACGGUUCCACGGAGAAAGAGAAGCACCUCCUCACACACUGCUGCAAAUACCUCAUCAACAGCAGCAAGAGGAACUAACGAGUUAUUCAGUAAUAUACUUUAUUUUUAAGUAUUUAAGUUCGAAUUUGCGUUAUCAUCACAAAAGUGUUAGCAGUUUGGUUCGUCACAAACUGUAAUCUUGUUUUUGUUACUUUACGCGUUUGAAAAUGCGACUCGAUUCUUUGGUUAAGAAUGGAUUUGCCAGAAUGUACGUACAUGAUACAUAAAUAUGUACGAUCAUAACUCCCGAAUGACUGCAUUAAAUUGGAUAAUAGGUCGGUCGGGGAACUGCACCCGUACAAAGGCCAGAGCAAGCAGCUAGUUUGCAAUAUAAAUUAUGAAAUGAAUUCAGUGGGAUUCAAAAACUAAAGACAAACCAAACCAGGUUAUCAGAAAACGCAUAAGUAAUCUAUAUAUAUAAAAUUCAAAGGUGAUUGACUGACUGACUGAUUGACUGACUGACAUAGUGAUCUA